AUGGCCGAGUGCCCCUCCUUCACGGAGUACACAACCGUGCACCCUGACCGCCUGUGGAUCUGGGAAAGGGGCGUCUAUGUGGACGAGAACCAGCGCACCUGGGUGCCUGUACUCAUUGAGAUGCACAACCACCUCCAAGUACUCAUGCGUCAGGAAAAUGUCCCCUUGGGGGAGGCUGUGCGCCCCAGUCAGCUGCCUCCAUCUCUACUGCCUUUGAUGUGGCAGCUCUACCCUGGAGGAAGGUACCGGAGCUCAGAUUCCAAUUUCUGGCGCAUAGUGUACCAUAUCGAGUUCACCGGCAUUGAAGACAUGCUCCUUGAGCAGCUGCCAGACCCGGAAUGA
This is a messenger RNA of Choloepus didactylus (southern two-toed sloth), 342 nucleotides long. It is a transcript of the gene TCL1A, whose product is annotated as TCL1 family AKT coactivator A. The coding region runs from base 1 to 342 and encodes 113 amino acids. NCBI's taxonomy places the organism in Eukaryota, Metazoa, Chordata, Mammalia, Pilosa, Megalonychidae. The record is from RefSeq and is a predicted model, not a curated record. Gene Ontology annotation, biological process: positive regulation of peptidyl-serine phosphorylation. Gene Ontology annotation, molecular function: protein serine/threonine kinase activator activity. The transcript has 3 exons.